This is a messenger RNA of Microdochium trichocladiopsis, 1359 nucleotides long. Its product is annotated as putative BAR adaptor protein. The record is from RefSeq and is a predicted model, not a curated record. Gene Ontology annotation, molecular function: protein binding; lipid binding. Bases 1 to 1359 code for a protein of 452 amino acids. The transcript has 2 exons. Gene Ontology annotation, biological process: endocytosis; actin cortical patch localization; plasma membrane tubulation. NCBI's taxonomy places the organism in Eukaryota, Fungi, Ascomycota, Sordariomycetes, Xylariales, Microdochiaceae. Gene Ontology annotation, cellular component: mating projection tip; Rvs161p-Rvs167p complex; medial cortex.
AUGAGCUUCCGCGGCUUCCAGAAGAGCGUGGUCAGAGCGCCGCAACAAUUCAAGGCCAAGUUCAACAUUGGCGAAGUCCACAAAGAUGCCGUCUUUACAGAUUCCGAGCGCCGCUUCCAGGAGCUCGAAACCGAGACGAAGCGCCUCCACGACGAGAGCAAGAAAUACUUUGACUCCAUUAAUGGCAUGCUCAACCACCAGAUCGAGUUCAGCAGAGCGAUGACGGAAAUCUACAAGCCAAUCUCUGGGCGCAUGUCUGACCCAAACAGCUUGGUUGUCCACGGUAAUCCCGAGGGCAUCCAAGCCUGUGAGGAAUACGAGGCCGUGGUCAAGGACCUCCAGGAAACAUUAGCGCCGGAGCUCGAGAUGAUUGACCAAAGAGUUAUUGGCCCCGCGAAUGAGCUGCUCGAUGUCCUCAAAGCUAUCAGGAAGACCGCCACCAAACGCGAGCACAAAAAGCUCGACUUCGAUCGACACAACGCAACACUCAAGAAGCUCAAGGACAAGAAAGAGAAGACACCAAAGGAUGAGAAGGCGAUGUGGAAGGCGGAGAACGACGUGGAAGUCUCGACACAAGAAUUCAACUACUUUAAUGACCUUCUCAAGGAGGAGCUGCCCAAGCUCUUCGUCCUCGAACAAGAGUUCAUUCAGCCUUUGUUCCAGUCAUUCUACUACAUGCAGCUCAACAUCUUCUACACCCUGCAUGAGAAGAUGCAGGGUUGUGACAUUGGCUACUUCGAUCUCACGAAGGACAUUGAGGAAGCUUUCCACGAGAAGCGCGGGGAUAUCCAAGAGCAAGUCGAGAAGCUCACGAUUGUGCGUUUCAAGACUAGUGGCCGACAGCGGCCACCAAAGUAUGGCAACAAGCCUCAGUUGGCUCUGGAAGGGGGCUCGAAACCUGCGAGUCUCUUGACCGCCGGGCCGUCAACAUCCCAAUCAGACACCGCACCCAGAUUUGGCUCGCCACAGGUCACGGCUGAGGAGGAUGAACACGCACCUCCACCUUAUUCAGCUGGUGCAGUGCCGUCAAAGUUCCCCUCAUCACCCAGCUACGGUAAUGGUGCUGCGUCUCCAGGCAUGGCGGUCGCUGCCGCCGCGAAAGCGAAGCCUCCGCCGCCCAAGCCGAAGCCCAAGGCUUUGGCAGGCAAGACCACGGCCGAGACCGUCACAGCCCUGUACGACUACUCUGCGCAGGCGGAAGGCGAUCUGAGCUUCAGAGCGGGCGAUGUCAUCGAGAUUGUCUCCCGGACGCAAAACGACAAUGAGUGGUGGACAGGCAAGCUCAAUGGCAAGGCGGGACAGUUCCCAGGUAUGCUUGCACAUGGCCCGAACAAAAAACCCAUAGGGAUUACACGCUAA